Messenger RNA from Penicillium verrucosum, 435 nucleotides. RefSeq lists its product as uncharacterized. NCBI's taxonomy places the organism in Eukaryota, Fungi, Ascomycota, Eurotiomycetes, Eurotiales, Aspergillaceae. The annotation marks the transcript as partial. The record is from RefSeq and is a predicted model, not a curated record. The transcript is spliced from 4 exons.
CUAGGUACCCCGGAUCUAAAAGACGCAAUUGAACAGUAUCACAAUCUCGAUCCUAGGAUUAUAUUACUAGUGCUAGCCUAUCAACGUCUUAGGAAGAAUAGAUAUAGAAAGGGACGGAAGACCGUACCGAAGACUCGCUUAAAAUAUUUGCCCUUCUUACCUAGGAAAUAUAGAGCCUUAGCUAAGAACAAUAUACUAAGGAACUAUACGUACCGUAUACAUUUUGAUUCGAAAAUAGUACCUCUCCCCCGGAGGCUUCUUAUAUUCUUCGCCGACCCUUAUAAGCAAUUUGAUAUAAUAUACCGAUCUAUUUACCGUAGCUAUACGAAAAUAUAUAUACCGGAUACGCUAGUAAACUUCGAGGGAAGCUUAAGGAAAUUAUUAGGGUUAUUAGAACGGGACGUGAUUAGAGGCGACGUAGUCUUAUUUACCUAG